Molecule: messenger RNA, 1920 nt
Organism: Olea europaea var. sylvestris
Lineage: Eukaryota; Viridiplantae; Streptophyta; Magnoliopsida; Lamiales; Oleaceae
Product: serine/threonine-protein kinase HT1-like
Exons: 3
Coding region: 364-1599 (411 amino acids)
Biological process (GO): protein phosphorylation
Molecular function (GO): protein kinase activity; ATP binding
Source: RefSeq, a predicted model, not a curated record
UGUAGUAGCAAUAAAAUAAAAAUUAACAAAAGAAAAAUAGUCUGUACUUUCUGCAAACAUUCAUUCAUUUCAUCUCUCUCUGCGACCGUUUCCUCUCACUGGAGACGACGUCGUUUUCGAUGUACCUUGGCUCGUUUUGUUGUGUGUACAGCUGAAGCGUGAGAAAGAGGAGCAAGUUUUAUUAUCGGUGUUCUGUUUGAACACGUCGGGAAAAGUGUAAAGUCAAGCGCUCUCGAUCGAUCCCUGAAAUUCCCCGAUUCUGAGGGUUUUGGUGAGCGAGGUCCAGAGCGUCAAAAUUCUCAUGCAGAAGAUAUAAAUUUUUUGAAGUAUUUGUGCUGCUAUAACUGUUUUGCCUGAAGAAAAAUGCCGGAGGGGCCAAAAUUUACAGGAAUUAUAGGCCUACACAAUAAUCAUGACAAUUUCGAUUUCUCGCAAGAUUUUUAUCGUAAGCUCAAUGAGGGUUCUAACAUGUCCAUUGAUAGUUAUGGGAGUUUACAGAUGAGCAAUGGCGGAGGCUCCGUUGCCAUGUCAAUGGACAACAGCAGUGUUGGUUCAAAUGAUUCCCACACCCGUAUCUUGGGUCACCAAGGCCUCAAGUAUGUCAAAGACUAUUCCGUUGCGGCAAGUGUCAAUCCUGGGAGAGUCUCCCAAGGGCUGAGCGAUGAUGCCCUGGCCCAAGCUUUGAUGGACCCUCAAUACCCUACCGAUGGGCUUGGGAACUAUGACGAGUGGACAAUUGACUUGAGGAAGCUCAACAUGGGGCAAGCUUUUGCUCAGGGCGCAUUUGGGAAGCUCUAUAAGGGUACUUAUAAUGGAGAAGAUGUUGCAAUUAAGCUUUUAGAGAAGCCAGAGAAUGAUCCAGAGAGGGCACACUUGAUGGAGCAGCAGUUUCAGCAGGAGGUGAUGAUGUUGGCAAGGUUGAAGCAUCCGAACAUUGUUCGCUUUAUUGGUGCAUGCCGUAAACCCAUGGUCUGGUGUAUCGUAACUGAGUAUGCAAAGGGGGGUUCUGUGCGCCAGUUCUUAGCAAAGAGACAGAAACGAUCUGUGCCUUUAAAAUUGGCUGUAAAGCAGGCCUUGGAUGUUGCAAGGGGGAUGGAAUAUGUCCACAGAUUAAACUUGAUUCACCGAGACUUGAAGUCCGACAAUCUUCUAAUUUCAGCUGACAAGUCAAUUAAGAUUGCAGAUUUUGGGGUUGCUCGUAUUGAGGUGCAAACCGAAGGAAUGACACCAGAGACGGGGACUUAUCGAUGGAUGGCCCCGGAAAUGAUCCAGCAUAGGCCAUACACCCAGAAAGUUGAUGUGUAUAGCUUUGGGAUUGUACUUUGGGAGCUCAUCACAGGAAUGCUUCCCUUCCAGAACAUGACUGCUGUUCAGGCAGCAUUUGCAGUUGUCAAUAAAGGUGUUCGUCCCAAUAUUCCCAAUGAUUGCCUUCCCUCUCUCAGCGAGAUCAUGACUCGAUGCUGGGACACUGAUCCUGAUGUUAGGCCUUCCUUUAGUGAGGUAGUCAGAAUGCUCGAGGUUGCAGAGACAGAGAUCAUGACUACUGUCAGAAAAGCUCGUUUCAGGUGCUGCAUGAGUCUACCGAUGACUACAGAUUGAUGACGAGAGAGGAAAUUUGAUAAGGGUAAGAACAAAGUAAAGAAUUGGAAGGGGAAGAAACUAAUUUGAUAUCAGCUUUGUGUAUGUAUCAUCAUCAGGCUUAAUUUCUUUCUUCAGAUAGAUAAAGGGAGGAAAGUUAUGACAAGAUCUGCUUGCUUUAUGUAAUUUAUUUUUAUAAGUUUCUGACUCUAAGAUCUUAGUAGGAGAGAUUUUGUGUGUAUUUAUAUGUGCCCGUUGUGUUAUAUUUAAAUGCUACCUUUUUUGGUCUUGUAUCCAUCAACAAUGGCAGGUAGAAUAUAUUUACGUCAGACUCAGCUUAUA